CCACACGCUCCGACCAACCUCCGCCUCGCUUUGCAGUCAGCCUGAGUGAACGCCUCGACGAGCCACCCGCGUCCUUGCUGACACAAGCCGCGCUUGCUACGCAGCCUUGCUCGUGAAUAUAUCAGCCCUUUGCGACAAACAAUCCGGUCUUCAGCUGCGGCUACAGGCUGACGACUAUUCGAACCUUGCUUGGAAUACACUAAAGCAUCUUCCCUCGCCUUUUAUACCACCACGUCAUCUCUCAGAGCUACCUCCCACCACCAACAACCACAUACUACAGACAUGGCCAUGGCAUCGAGUGGGAUACGGCGGAAAGACACCACGAAGGGCCCGCCUCUGCGCAUUCUAUCACUAGAUGGCGGAGGUGUUCGAGGCUACUCCAUGCUCAUUCUGCUUCAAGAGCUCAUGCACCGGACAUUUGUCGAGAUCGAGGGCCGCGCACCGAAACGACACGAAAUCCCGAAGCCAUGCGACCAUUUCGAUCUCAUCGGAGGGACGGGCACAGGCGGCCUGAUCGCCAUAAUGUUGGGCCGACUGCGGAUGGAUAUCGACACUUGCAAGGACGUCUACGUACGGAUGACGAAGAAAGUCUUCGAGACUGAUAAGACAUUUGCUGGCAUACCCUACCGAUCCACCCUGUUCAAGGCGUCCAAACUGGAAGAGGCUAUCAUGGAGUGCGUGAGGGAACACACCAUCUAUGACGACGAAGGGAACGACAACGACGAAUCGUCAAACGUGGACCUCAGGACGCCUAUGACGCCUAUGACGCCCGGAAGCGCUUAUCACAUUCCUAAAAGAAGUCAGAGCAAUGCCAGUCGGUACAGUCAGAUCGGGUCGACGCCACUCAAUCAACGGAUUGCCGCGAUGAAAUACGGAAACCCCAACGCUCUUAUGUACGAUUCGAGGGAAAACCGGACCAAGACUGCGGUUACAGCAGUAUACAAAGGCACCCCCAAGAAGGGCAACUCAGUGCUCCUUCGUUCGUACGACUCUCGCAAAGAACCGGCCCCAGAGUUCAACUGCACUAUAUGGCAAGCCGGUCGCGCAACCUCUGCAACUGGCCUGGCAUUCAAACCCAUUCAGAUUGGCCAGUCUGUUUUCAUCGACGAAGGUGCUGGGAAGUACAAUCCAGCGCCGCAGAUUCUUGACGAAGCCGUCUGCAACGAGUGGCCUGGCCGCGAAGUAGGCGUCUUCGUCAGCAUUGGCACUGGCAAAAGGCCGCCCGGCUCAGAUGGGCGGAAGCAAGAGUGGUGGGAGGAUUUCGUUGGAUCUAACAUGGGGAACUUCGCGGAAGCACGACGCCGGCUCAUCUCCAAGAUUGAAGGCUGCGAAGAGACACACUUGUCAAUGAAAGACUCCUUGGCCAAGCGCCAGGUCAACCCGGAGAACUACUAUCGCUUAAACGUGAACGUCGGCGUCGGAGAGUUCGGUAUGAACGAGUGGGGCCGGCUAGCAGACAUCAGCACAAACACACGCAGGUAUCUAUCGGAUCCUGACGUGCAGAGUAAGAAUCUGGACGCUGCAGCUAAACUUGGUCGUAUCUACCGUGCAAAGAUACGUUGGGAGCGCGCCCAGAACGGCGAAAACCAAUAUGCACAGCAACAAGGAGGCCAAUGGGACCGCCCUCUCCCGGCGCCGCCAUCCUCGUUUACCUAUACAGAGCCGAUGGCCAUCGAGCUCCCAGCGAACGAAGACGUCCCCCCUCAAAGCUACGACCACCAGCGUCCGCAGUCACAACUCCUUUCCCCAUCCAACUACCAGCACAACCAACGCCGGCCGUUGGAAUCCGAGAAGAUCAUGAUCACGUCCGCUGACGAGUUCCCCACCUUCGACCCCCGCCAUUCAGGCGAAUUAACCUCAGGCUACCGCCGCAGCAACGAGCAGUUUACAUCUCGACCCCACAGCUCGUCCGCCGGCUCCUUCAAGGAGUCGCCCCGCCGCAGCGGUGAGGAGCCGCGCGUUAGCAGCGAGACAAUGCCUAACACGCCUCCGCCACGGCCCCCAAAGACACCGAUCCAGCACGAUGUUAAGCCUGGUAUCAAGCCUGGUAUGCAGGGCACCCUGUCGCGCCCGCCGGCGGGCAUCGUGCUACCGUAUCCCGACACUGAUGGCCCGCCGCCUGUGGUCAACAUGGCGAGAAAGCCGGAGUACGGCGUGCGGUGAUCGAGGGAGAACCACGGCUCCUGCUCAUAUACAUAUCUUUUUCUUGACGUGGCGUUUUUCGGCUUAACCACGGCGUUGGCUACAUUAUAAACACGUUUGAUGACCAAACUCACGACGGAGUUCCUGGCGCUUGGGGUAGUGAUUUUGGGCAAGGAGGACUGAGGCAUAUAGAAACGAACUGGCCGUUAGACUUCAUGUUGGGUUAUGGACGUGGGAUUUGGAAACAAUUUAGGGAAGAUCGACAGGGAGUUUGUUCUCGUAAUACGCUCACGAGCAGAGCGAGGGUGGAUAAAUCUCGUUAUGUAUUUGAUACCCAUGAACUAUACCUACUAUUGUUUGAAAAAACU
Molecule: messenger RNA, 2510 nt
Organism: Mytilinidion resinicola
Lineage: Eukaryota; Fungi; Ascomycota; Dothideomycetes; Mytilinidiales; Mytilinidiaceae
Product: FabD/lysophospholipase-like protein
Exons: 3
Coding region: 283-2163 (626 amino acids)
Biological process (GO): arachidonate metabolic process
Cellular component (GO): membrane
Source: RefSeq, a predicted model, not a curated record